This is a messenger RNA of Xyrichtys novacula (pearly razorfish), 252 nucleotides long. The record is from the annotation of a GenBank genome assembly. Lineage: Eukaryota; Metazoa; Chordata; Actinopteri; Labriformes; Labridae.
AUGACCGCCGUACAACAUCAACACCUUCCACCGCUCACCACAGACGAACAGGACAUGGAGAACGUGGAGAACUUCACUGACCUCAGAAACAACAUCUCAAAUACUGGAGAAAGACUCACAGACCAGAACUGGCAAAGCUGCAGGGGUCCUCCAAUGACUCUGGAACAUCUGGUCGUCGAAAUCCAUCACCACGGCAACAAAGCUACGACUCUAUAUGUCAGUGGACAUCCCCACAGCGACCUACGCCUGUGA